CCUAGCUCAGCACUGCCUGUGUGCUGGGCCCCUCGCCGGCCUCGGCGCCGGAACCAACCUCCGAAGAUAGGGCGUGAGCCAGGUGGGCUGAGGGCGCGGUGACUAACUCUGCCCAAAGGCAGUGAAGUGGCUUCCAGAGAAGGUGUCCUGAGCCAGGUCGAGGAGGCUGAGUCAGCGCUUGCGUUGCAGAGGGGAGAGCCUACGGGCGGCCGGUGCGGGCUGUGCACAGCUGCACUGGCCUCCCGGCCGCUCAGGGAGAGGGACCAGCUGGGGCCUGCCUGCGGCCCUGCCUGCGUGUUUCCCCCAUCUCCCCUGCAGGCCUGGGGCUGCUGCACGGUGCCUCCCAGGUCUCCGGGCUGUGGGCACUCCCCUUUCCAGUCUGGCCUGUCAGACGGAUCGUUGCCUUCAAAGGGCCACCACCUUGGCCCCACAGUCGCCCACGUCAAAUCCCGCAACACCCCCUUUCCCAGCUCCUCCAUGCCGCCUGAGCACAACACCUGUACUUCCCAGCCCUCCUCGAGGGCCAGCCCCACUCUCUCUGCACACAGCUCUGUGCCCUGACCUCCUUCCUUUCCAUCAUCACAUCCCAACGGAAAUGUUGGUAGCUAACACUCUGCAUAGCCGGGCCAUGUCCCAGGCGCUGUGCUCAGAGCGUACCUCUCAUAGCAGCCCCCGGCAGUAAGGACGGUUACCAUCAGCCAUUUUUCACAGAUGGGGAGACUGAGGCAGGUACAGUUAGGAAACUUCUCAGGGUCAUACAGCGGGAAAGCCGUGGAGCUAGUUUUAACCGCAGGGUCCUUGCCCUUGACCACUGCAACAUGCCACGUCCACUUCUCCAGCCCCUUCCUCGGCUCGCAUUGUGGUGACAGGCCAGAGGACACCUGCCACUUCAUGCUGAAGGUGCCCUGCUGGUCCCUUGAGGUUUAUUCCUAAGUGGCAGAUAGGAGGACAAGGGCUGUGGCUUCUAUUUCCUUCAUUGAUGUGCAAAUGCUUGAUUAACCUUAUCAAUUGAUCGGCUAUGGAGAGGAGUCCAAGGAUUGAGAAUUGACUCCUCUAGGAGAGGUUCUGGGGUGAGGCCUCUCAGGGCACUGCUGGGCAGGAGGAGUCCCUGACCCCUGGAUGGCUUGGCUCUCUGUCUCAGACUGCAGUCUGAGGCCCUAGGAGCAGGAGAUGGAAGAACUAGAAUUUGAGGAAUGGGACUUCUGUAGGUGCUCAGGAUGCAGCCCCCAAGACCUGCAUUUUCCAGGAGAGCCUUGGGGUCAGGCUGCUUCCUAUUGUCCUUGGGAAUCUUGGGAAUAUCCCAGAAACAGGGUUUUGGCUUCGUGCAGCAGUGUGCUCCAGACCCUGCUCAGGGCACUGAAUAUACAACCUGAACAGAACCCAGUCUCUAUGUUGUGAAACUCACGGUCUAGGGGGAGACAGACAAGGGCACCAAGAAAAAAGUAAAUAUUUGCCAUACCAGAUGGCGAUAAGGGCUCUGGAGGAAAAUAAAGCCAGAUAAAGAGGAGAGGGAAUGUUGGGAGAUGGGGACAUUUGUGUACAGAACUAAAAAAAUCAGGCAGGUUUCUUGGGGAAGAGCAUUCCACACAGGAAACAGCAAGUGCAAAGGCCCUGAGGCAGGCAGAGUGCUCUUAGGUUAGAGGAAAAACAGAAGCCACUGUGGCUGGAGCAGAGGACCAAGGAUGGAGUAGUAGAAUUUGAGGUCAGACAGGUAAGUGGGGAUUCAAUCUGCCAGCGUCUCCGGACCAUGGUAGGGGCUUUGAUUUUCACGCCAAAGUGGGGAGCCGUUGGAAGGUUUUGAUAAGAGAAACAGAAUCUAAUUUAUAAAAUAUUUUUUAAUUACUCUGGCUGCCAUGUUGAGCUUAGGCGACUGCAAUAAUCCUGAUAAGAGAUGAUGGUGGUUUGGCCUGGGGAGCUAGCGGCCUAGGUGGUGAGAAGUGGUCCGACUCUAGAUGUUUUCCCAAGUAUAGCCAGCGGGGCAGGAGAUGUGAGAGGAAGAUGAGGAGGGCUCCAGGACCUAUGCAGCUGGCCAGAUGGAGAAAAGCCCUUUACCGAGAUCGGCAAGACACAGGUGGAACGGGUUUGGAGACUAGCCGGGAGUGUGCUGCUUAUCCCAGGCCACCCCUUGCAACACAGCAAAACUCUUUUGUCAAGCCACGUCUUCCAGUUUGGAGUUGGGAAGACGUGGGCUUUAAAUGGCCAAAAUGCAGGAGGACAGGGGUCAGCAUCUGCUAGGGAGAGGCUGGCUGCAGUCCUGACUUGCCUUUCAUUCAUUCAUGGAAUGAAGGCCUAUGAAACUUAUACCAUGUGCCCAGGGCCGUGCUUAACCCAGGGGACACUGCAGGGAACAAAACUGCCCUCGUGGGCCUUACGUUCUAGUGAGGGAGGGGAGAGAGGUAAGAAACAUGAUAAACAAGGAAAUUACAAAAAGAAUUAGGAGGUGGUGAAUGUGGUGGACACAAAAGUUGUUCGGGGCGAGGGGAUUGGCAGGUGUGGGUGGCAUGGGUGGCGUGGGCAGCAGGGCCAGUGCGGGGGGGGGGCUCUGGGGCUGGAAGGCAGACGGGGGCAGCUGCGCGUGCCUGGUCAGAAGGCCGGGUCACAGUGCAGGCUCCAGGGCACAGCAGGGCUGCCUGAGCCUCACAGACACUUAAGGUCCUGGCCUUCUCCACCAGACAGAUAGAAGCACCACUGGGGUGUGAGCACAGGAGUGACCGGUCGUGUGGCCAGUGGCCCGGCGGAACCCACCUGCCUCCUCCUGCACGCCAGGCAGAGGAGACCAGUGGAGGCCUGCCUUCUCGGGUGAUCAUUUGCCUCUUGCCUGGAGGUGUCUGUCCUAAUGGGCUGAGUGUUUGCAGAGACAACUCCCAGCGGUGGGGGUGAGGUGGGGAGGUGCGAUGUUAGGCCCUGGCCCUCCCUGCUGGGAUGCACCGUCCAAAUAAGCCCUUAUCCCGGAGAGGGGUGUGGCUGCCAGAACUGGAAACAAAGGAGAGUAAGCAAUCAGAAGGCGGCAGCUUGCUGUGCUGAGCAGGGUGAAGCAGUUUUCCUGCAGAGGAAAAACAGGGGAGCUAGCAGCCGCCAAGCUGCUGUUGUGUACUCCCCUGCCCAGCCCCGCCCAGGGCUCCCGUAGCAGGGAGGGUCUGGCUGGGGCGAGGCUGCCUGCCUGAGGACGGCUUCUGGGGGCGUGGGCUGCAGAGCCAGGCCCCUGUGCUUGCACAGCUGUGAUCCCCAAGCAGGCAGGGCCGUUUUGGAAGCCAUCCCCAGCCUCGCAAGGCCUGAGCAAGACAGCACAGCUCUGGUUUUGGUGAAGCUCCAGAUGGUGCCUCUCCUCGCCGAGAACCUUCUCUCUCUCUCCCUGCCUUCUCGUCUCCCUUCCUAAGGGAUCAGACACGGGGCCGGGAAGCCCUGGCCCCCUUCCAGGAGCCGAGGCCCUAGGCCUGUCUCCUAGCCCUCAGCCCAGCUGCUCUUGUGGGCUGUCUAAGCCUGUGGCCGGCUGAGAUGCCGAGCAGGUGUCUGCGGCUGUCUUCGCUCAGCCAGCUCAUGAGCCUCAUGAGACCAUCAUCCCUCAGGCAGUACCUGGGCUCCAAGACCUUGCCACUCUGCCAGGAGCACCAGCCAAAGGCCAGUGCUGGGCUAGACCACAAGGCCUGCUACCUGUGCCACAGCCUGCUGACGCUGGCCGGCGUGGUGGUCAGCUGCCAGGACAUUACUCCAGACCAAUGGGGAGAGCUGCAGCUGCUCUGCAUGCAGUUGGACCGUCACAUCAGCACCCACAUCCGGGAGAGCCCCCAGGCCAUGCACCGGACCAGACUUAAGGACCUGGCGGCCCAGACCUACAUCUGCUGGCAGGACCUGCUGGCCCAUUGCCAGCCCCAGGUGGCGCCCCCUCUGGCCCCUAGACUUGGGAGGGGAGGGAAGUGAUCAGGCAGCCUGACCAGAGC
This is a messenger RNA of Ailuropoda melanoleuca (giant panda), 3938 nucleotides long. It is a transcript of the gene FAM178B, whose product is annotated as family with sequence similarity 178 member B. The transcript has 4 exons. The record is from RefSeq and is a predicted model, not a curated record. The coding region runs from base 3496 to 3918 and encodes 140 amino acids. NCBI's taxonomy places the organism in Eukaryota, Metazoa, Chordata, Mammalia, Carnivora, Ursidae.